Messenger RNA from Mytilinidion resinicola, 1197 nucleotides. RefSeq lists its product as uncharacterized. Lineage: Eukaryota; Fungi; Ascomycota; Dothideomycetes; Mytilinidiales; Mytilinidiaceae. The transcript has 5 exons. The coding region runs from base 182 to 991 and encodes 269 amino acids. The record is from RefSeq and is a predicted model, not a curated record.
GGUUUGUCCGCCUCCAACAGACAUCGAACUCGGCCACGGCACCGAUCCAUUUCACACCACCCCUGUAAAUAAUGGCGGCGUAGGCAGGACCUAUCUGGAAUGCAUACAGAAUUUUCUCUCAUUCCGCGUGGCGAGGUUCUCCAAAAAGGCUGACAAAAGAAACGAUCAUUCAAGACGCCUGAUGCAGAUCGAAGACCACCCGGCUGGUUAUCCUCGUUUCUCGGCGCUUGUUGCGUCUCAUGACUCCUUUCACCUUUGCCGCCGGUUCUCUAACCUGCGUUCCCGCCUGCUUCUGUUAAAACAAGAUAGGAUAUCAUCCUUGGAGAAGCAAUUGCAGAAAGUCGACCACGAAGAAACUGUUCCUUUACGUCUUGGAAGUACUCGAGCGGAUGAUAACAGUGAAAGAAAGUUCAUUCUAUCGCAAAUUGACGAUGCUUUAGCGGAUUACGAUGGAUUAAUCGUAAGGAAUCACCAAAUCUUCAGCUUCGAAGCUGCGAGGCCCCGAGCGGUGGCGAGCUUACAAAACUGGAUCAACGGGACGGGCUGCAUAGCGAGACACGAAGCCACAUAUCUGAAUUAUUCAAAUGAGUUGCUUUGUGUAGCUUCUAUGGAUGAUACGGUCAUGAUGUGGCUAGAAACAUUGGUAGAGUGCACCUUCACCCGUGCUCGUCAAUAUUUUGGGAAAAAUCGUCAUCUCAAUAUCUCAAGAGACCCGAACGUCCAUAUAACGUCGAAACCAUCUGUCACACGGAUAGCUCGAGUUUUGAUGACACCUUUCAUCGCCACACUCUUGCUUGCCCCGGUCAUUGUUUGUAAUUGUUUAACCAGUCUCAUCGCCCGACUUUCUACAAUUGUUAUCGCUGCUACUAUGUUUAUUGCAAUACUCUCUGGCUCGACUAAGGCAAAAACGGUCGAAUUGGUAGUGGCAGGUGCGACUUAUACAACAGUGCUGAUUGUGUUCAUCUCGAGCACAAGUAUGCCCAAGAACUAAUAUUAGCAGGAGUUUCCUUUAGAUUCGCGAGUUCCGCAUCAAAAUGGGGUUUGAUUCUAGUAGUAACGGGUAGUAUAAUUUAGUGUGCAUUCUCCUGCGUUAUGUUCGGGUUGAGUGCUCAUUCCUUUUUGUAGCUGAAUGUUGUCUGAGGCCCUAGCUAGCUUCCUGCCCCUGGUAUAGACAUUGUCCGCGAGGGCUGAUUCCUG